GGUAUGGAAACCGAGAGCAAAUAAAAAGUGCAGACACUUUAGAAAACCAGGCAUUUAGGCUCUCCAGACUCCCGCUCAAUUUGGAGAAGCUGAUCAUCUUUAGUCAUCUUUACACACACCAAAAACAAAGAGCCUAGUGACAUUGCUCAGACCUAUCACUCACCUGAGCCAGAAGAGGAACCUCACACCAUGGAAGCACAUUCUGUUCCUAGCAUUGUAGAGUCUGUAGGUCAUAAUGGCUCUCAAGCUAUCCUGGACAGUAUGGCUUUGACAGAGGAGGAACGGAGCGCCAUUCAGGAGGCAACAAUUGGUCAGCGCGACAAUCCAAUGUGGCAUUUGUUUAGGAGAGGGAGGCUGACUGCCAGCAACUUUGGAGAUGUCCUAAUGUCAAAGGAUGUGACAGCUGUAGUUAACAAGGUGCUGGGAAAGCAACCAUCCCUGGAGGGUCAUCCAGCUAUAGACUGGGGUAUUGAGAACGAGAGUAAGGCCAUCCAGAAAUUCAUAGAUGAAACUCAGAGGGAAGUCCAGGAGUCCGGCUUGUGGCUGUCUCUGUCAGGAGUGUUGGGAGCAUCUCCAGAUGGUCUGGUGGGGUCGUCUGAAAUAUUGGAGGUCAAGUGUCCCUACAAUGCAAGAGAAAUGACAAUUGAGGAUGCAGUGAAAAUGCAGCGCUUCUAUGUCAGUAAGGAAGGGGAUACUUACAGCUUGCGCAGAGACCAUCGCUACUGGCACCAAGUACAGGGGCAGCUUCACCUCACUGAAAGACAAACCUGCUACUUCGUCGUGUGGACGACAAAAGACAGUGUCAUUAUACCGAUAUCCAGAGAUGACACAUGGCAACCAAACCUGCAGGUCCUGGAAGACCUUUUUAAGACCCACGUGCUUCCAAGGCUGCACAACAUAAAUCAAUAACAAUUAAUAAUGUUUAAUAUAACUACAUAUAUAGUUUAGAAAGAGUCAUGUUUAUUAGAGAGUUGACUAAAUAAUAAUUAUCAUAAAAAUUAAUGUAAGGUAAUCUGGGAUUUGGGAUUUAAUAUAGUUUGAUGGGUUGAGUGUCCUGUAUGUGUUGUUAUGGUUAUCAAUUCUGUUACAAAUUUUUGUUUAAGAACAUUUUAGAAAAAUCUGAAUAAAAAAU
Molecule: messenger RNA, 1132 nt
Organism: Triplophysa rosa
Lineage: Eukaryota; Metazoa; Chordata; Actinopteri; Cypriniformes; Nemacheilidae
Exons: 3
Coding region: 190-909 (239 amino acids)
Source: RefSeq, a predicted model, not a curated record